UUCUAUACCAACUAUAUAUACCACCAACAUUCAUUAACUGAAUACUAGCCUUAGCUAUUUUGUAUAAAAUGUUGUUCAAAUCUGUUGCUGCUGCAGCUCUACUGGCCUCCACGGCUGGUGCUCACUAUGUAUUUCCACGAGAUGGAAACUCCACAAGGCUUUGCGGUACCCCCGAGCCUACUGAAGCCCAAAUCGCCGCCUCACAGGCUCUGCUUGCAAAUGAGCGAACCAUGCGUGCUAAGGGCGAGUUACGGGCUCUUCGAUCGUUCAGCGUGAACACGUACUUCCACGUUGUGGCGUCUUCUACGUCGCUCGCAGAUGGCUACCUUACUCAACAAAUGAUUGACGACCAAUUGGACGUUAUGAACGCUGACUACGGUGCACAUGGAAUCACGUUCAACCUAGUAGAUACGGAUUGGACCGUCAACAGUAACUGGGCCGCCGAUGGAGACGAGAUAACAAUGAAGAGGGCACUGCGAAAGGGCACAUACUCUGAUCUCAAUAUUUAUUUCCUCGGCGAUCUCGGCGGCGGAUUGCUCGGAUAUUGCUACUUCCCGGGCAACUUCGCCGAAGGGUCAACCGAUUUCUACUUAGAUGGCUGCACUAUCCUAGCUCAAUCUGUCCCCGGAGGAGAUGCUGCGCCUUACAACCUCGGUGGUACAGCUGUUCACGAGGUUGGGCACUGGAUGAAUCUCUAUCAUACGUUCCAGGGCGGUUGCAACGGUGCUGGAGACUCUGUUGACGACACUCCAGCUCAACGCAGUGCAUCGUCGGGCUGCCCCGUGGGCCGAGACAGUUGCCCUGGUGGUGGUGUUGACCCUAUUCACAACUACAUGGACUACUCUGACGACGCUUGCUACGAGGAGUUCACUGCUGGGCAGGAGGACCGCAUGUACAGUUCUUGGUCUACUUAUCGCUCAUAGAAGUGAUGUGAAUUCAAUUGGGGAUUUUGGGUUGUAAACAUCUAAAUGCCUCCAAAGAAUCCAGUCCAAUGCUAGAGGGGAGUUCUCACGGGGAAAUGAAGUGUCCCGCAAGAGUAAUGGGGAGCAGCUAAUGUAGGCGCUAAUAUUCGAUUGUAUGUUAGCAUAAUAUAUUGUUGAAACCUUCCUGGGUUAUCUGCAAAUCAUCUUUGA
Molecule: messenger RNA, 1133 nt
Organism: Daldinia caldariorum
Lineage: Eukaryota; Fungi; Ascomycota; Sordariomycetes; Xylariales; Hypoxylaceae
Product: Metalloprotease
Exons: 4
Coding region: 69-923 (284 amino acids)
Molecular function (GO): metallopeptidase activity
Source: RefSeq, a predicted model, not a curated record